Sodiomyces alkalinus F11 is the source of this 986-nucleotide messenger RNA. RefSeq lists its product as hypothetical. The coding region runs from base 313 to 843 and encodes 176 amino acids. The transcript has a single exon. The record is from RefSeq and is a predicted model, not a curated record. Lineage: Eukaryota; Fungi; Ascomycota; Sordariomycetes; Glomerellales; Plectosphaerellaceae.
ACGAACUAUCUUGCGUGUGAAGCGGGUUGAGAACUUGGCUGCCAGUCCUGACGACAGCACACGCCUGACUAUUUCGGUCUUCUUCGUUUCGUAAAAGCAGUAGACGGGCAGGCGGAUAGAAUCGGCGUCUAUGACUUCGGCGAACUUCUGCACUCGCUGGAGAACUAAAUCGUGUUUCCGAUCCAGGUCCUGCACCAGGCGGUCCGACGUAUCCUCCCCCAUGAUGCCGCCGACGAUCACCUGCCACUGGGCGUCCCGGCGGGCAUCGGCGCCCUGGAAGGGGGUGGCGAGAAAGACGAUGCCGGCGGUCGAAUGAAGGACCUGGCGGUAGCGACUGCCCUCCUGGGCGGCUCGAGUCAAGGCCUCGGCCAGGACGAGCCCUCCGAAGCAAGACGCAACGAAUAUGACCGGCCGCUUCGAAACCGACUGGUUCUCUUUCGCGUGGGCAAGGAGGGAGUCGGCGUGGCCCAGGAGAGUCUGUACUGGCGCAUCUUCGAAGUAGUUCGCAUCCCAGUCGUAUGUGAAUAUGCUGGCCUCGGGCACGGCCGCUGGUGCAUUGUCUGGUCGGCGAGCCAAUUGACCUCGCACCCGUCCUUUUUCUUGAACACCCACGUUCUCGGCGAUUGCGUGCCGAGGCCGUGGAUGGCGAUAAUGCUAGCAGGCGUCAGGCGGGGCGCAUUCCCAAAGCUGUCCGUGGGCAGCCUAGCACUUACUCGAUGGUGGAGGUAUUGCUCGUAUCGGGUGGCCACACUUGGCGGAGGCCCAAGCCACGCUCGUGGGUCCUGGUGGCCUGCGCGACGGGUUAAUACGGACCGCGUGUGGGGAAGGGCUAGCAUACCAUAAGCUUGGGGGGACUCUAACUCUGCCUACGAGCUUCCUGGAUUGCAAAUAAUAGAAAUACUGAAUGGCUCCAGCGAGGCAUGGUAGGAACAGUCGAACGGGAGCUUGUUCUUAAUGAGGGGAAGGUAAUAAUGCGUGGCCAAGCG